Molecule: messenger RNA, 1743 nt
Organism: Penicillium brevicompactum
Lineage: Eukaryota; Fungi; Ascomycota; Eurotiomycetes; Eurotiales; Aspergillaceae
Gene: vac8
Product: protein anchor VAC8
Exons: 6
Coding region: 1-1743 (580 amino acids)
Biological process (GO): nucleus-vacuole junction assembly; vacuole inheritance
Cellular component (GO): fungal-type vacuole membrane
Molecular function (GO): protein-membrane adaptor activity; protein binding
Source: RefSeq, a predicted model, not a curated record
AUGAGUGGAAUCGCAUCGACCUGUCUGUCUUGUCUGUCGGCAGUCGACCGCUGGUGUCAUAUAUCAGCAUGCCUCGGUCCUAUCGGGGCUCGCUCGCGAGAUGGGAUCUACGAAACUACUCUAGCUGAUAAUGAGCGAGAGGCCGUUUCAGACCUGCUGGGCUACUUGGAGAACCGCGCGGAGACCGACUUCUUCCACGGCGAGCCUCUCCGGGCAUUGAGCACCCUAGUUUACUCCGAAAAUGUGGACUUGCAACGAAGCGCCAGUUUAACCUUCGCGGAAAUCACAGAACGAGAUGUGCGCGAAGUCGACCGCGACACCCUUGAACCCAUCCUCUUCCUUUUACAGAGCUCGGAUAUUGAAGUACAACGGGCCGCCAGCGCGGCGCUCGGAAACCUUGCUGUCAAUGCCGAGAACAAGGUCUUGAUCGUGACCCUCGGGGGGCUGGCUCCCCUCAUUCGCCAAAUGAUGUCACCCAAUGUCGAGGUACAAUGCAACGCCGUCGGAUGUAUCACGAAUCUCGCGACACACGAAGAGAACAAGGCCAAGAUCGCCCGCUCCGGUGCCUUGGGUCCCCUCAUCCGCUUGGCCAAGUCGAAGGACAUGCGCGUUCAGCGUAAUGCAACGGGCGCAUUGCUUAACAUGACCCAUUCCGAACUAGAUGAUAACCGCCAACAACUCGUCAAUGCUGGCGCUAUCCCCGUGCUCGUGCAUCUCCUCUCAUCUCCCGACGUCGAUGUACAAUACUACUGCACAACAGCUCUCAGCAAUAUCGCCGUCGAUUCAACCAAUCGCAAGCGACUCGCGCAGACCGAGUCGCGCCUGGUACAAUCUUUGGUUCACCUGAUGGAUUCGUCCACUCCGAAAGUACAGUGUCAAGCAGCGCUCGCCCUCCGCAACCUCGCCUCGGACGAGAAAUACCAACUUGAAAUUGUCCGAGCGAAGGGUCUAUCCCCACUACUACGUCUCUUGCAAUCUUCCUACCUUCCUCUUAUCCUCUCCGCCGUCGCUUGUAUUCGCAACAUCUCUAUCCAUCCUCUUAAUGAAUCGCCCAUCAUCGAAGCAGGCUUCCUGAAGCCCUUGGUGGAUCUUUUGGGCUCCACCGACAAUGAAGAAAUUCAGUGUCACGCUAUAUCAACUCUUCGCAACCUCGCAGCAAGCUCCGAUCGUAACAAGGAGCUCGUUCUGCAAGCUGGAGCAGUUCAGAAGUGCAAGGACUUGGUCCUACGGGUCCCUCUUUCAGUGCAGUCUGAGAUGACUGCUGCAAUUGCUGUGCUGGCACUCAGCGAGGAACUGAAGCCGCAUCUGCUUAGCCUGGGAGUCUUCGAUGUCUUGAUUCCCCUGACGAAUUCUGACAGCAUCGAGGUGCAAGGUAACAGCGCGGCUGCUCUAGGAAACCUGUCCUCCAAAGUCGGCGAUUACAAUAUGUUCGUUCGAGACUGGGCAGACUCAAAUGGUGGCAUUCACGGCUACCUCCAUCGCUUCCUCGCGAGCGGCGAUCCAACCUUCCAGCACAUUGCAAUCUGGACUCUCCUCCAGUUACUUGAAUCCGAAGACAAAAAGCUCAUCGGAUACAUUUCCAGGUCUGAGGAUAUUGUCCAGCUGGUGAAGGUCAUCUCUGACAAGAACAUUGAAUCGGACGAGGAGGAUGUUGAUGACGGCGAGGGCGAAGUCAUUACCCUCGCUCGUCGCUGCCUUGAACUGCUUGGGGCAGGUCCUAAGCAAACCCUGGUGGAAGCUUAA